Molecule: messenger RNA, 4101 nt
Organism: Penicillium salamii
Lineage: Eukaryota; Fungi; Ascomycota; Eurotiomycetes; Eurotiales; Aspergillaceae
Source: the annotation of a GenBank genome assembly
AUGUCUGAGGCUUUAUCUGCCGGUACAGUCAUCGAAUUGACCGAUGGGCGGCAGGCGACUGUGCGCUUCGUUGGCAGCACCCACUUUGCGACCGGAGAAUGGAUAGGCCUCGAAUUGAAUGAAGCCACGGGAAAGAAUGAUGGAUCUGUACAGGGCGAGAGAUACUUCGAUUGCGAGCCAGGCUAUGGAAUGUUCGUUCGGCCAACAGUGGUUGGUAAAGUCGUCCCAAACCCUCCGCGGGAGAGUAAACAAACCGCCAAACCCGCCACCACCGCUGCAGCUAGCAAGACCCAACCUUUAAAUGGCCUCGCUGCUGGCUUGAAAAAGCAAGCUGGAGCUCCGCCUGCCAGUGUCAGACGACAGAGUGUUAAUACAGCCUCUACGCCUACCCCAGCGCCGAGAGGGGCAGCCAUUCGAUCAUCUCUUCGGUCGCCUACAAAGUCCCCAACGAAACAGCUCGGCACUACCGCAGGCCAUGCCACUCGUACGUCGAUCGGGGCUGCCUCCCGUCCCUCCGCAGUGGCACCCACUCGACCCCGGUUAGCCCCAGGCACCAGAAGCUCGCUGGCAUCGACUGCUACUCAGCCGGCGACUACCAGAGCUUCCCGACCUUCGAUAUCUGGCCCAGCAUCUCGAACUUCACGACCAGGUUCCCAAAGCACAGUGGCUUCAUCCACCGGUGGCUUGUCAAAUCGCCCUUCAUUAAGACAGAUUGGAACCGCCAAAGCAUCGGAUGGAGGAGAUACAGGGAUGAGCGGACAAUCUGGGGAUCCCACCGAUAACGAAUCGCCAGAUACCGAGGGGGAGGGUGCACAAGAUGCCGCCCCCGCGCAACGGGGGCCUCGACAGUCGAUGACCGCAGCACGCCCCGCCGCAUCACGACCCGGAGCUCCUGCUCCUGCUUCGACGCGACAAGCCCAAGCGGGUGCUGUAAACCGCGAGCUGGAAGAGCUAAACGCCAAGCUCAAGGUCAUGGAAAAGAAACGAUCCGACGACCGAGAAAAGCUCAAAAAUCUGGAACAGCUCCAGUCUGAACGUGACAAAUUUGAAGCCAUUAUCCAGAAACUUCAGGCCAAAUACCAACCGCAGCAGACGGAGAUUACCGACCUUCGCAAGAAGCUGAAGGAUAACGAGGCCCGUUAUGACGAGCUAGAACGGUUACAGGCAGAGCAUGAAUCUCUGAUGGAGAUGGCUGGCUUGGACCGUGAGAUGGCCGAAGAAACAGCCGAGGCAUUCAAGCAUGAGUGUGCAGCGCUACGUUCCAAACUGGACGAGUUAAACCUGGAAGUGGAGGUUCUCCGAGAAGAAAAUGAGGAAUUCAGCCAGGUCACCAGUCCCGAGGAAAGGUCUAGCCAUGGAUGGCUUCAGAUGGAGAAGACCAACGAGCGUUUGCGUGAAGCGCUCAUCCGCCUGCGUGACAUGACACAGCAACAGGAAUCGGACCUUAAAGCCCAAAUCAAAGAGAUGGAGGAAGACCUCGAAGAGUAUUCUGCUGUCAAAUCUGAUUACGAGGCCACUAAAGAGAAGCUACUGGUUGCGGAAACAAAUGUGGAUGAUCUCAAGCAGCAGCUCGAGACCGCACUAGGCGCCGAGGAAAUGAUCGAAGAAUUGGCAGACAAGAACAUGCGCUACCAAGACGACAUCAAUGAGCUGAAAGCUGCUAUCGAAGAUUUGGAGUCCUUGAGAGAGAUCAGCGAUGAAAUGGAGUACACGCACAUCGAGACCGAAAAACAGCUUCAGGAGGAGAUUGACUACCGGGAAGGUGUCUUCAGCGAUCAGUGCCGAAAAAUUACACAACAAGACGAGGUCAUUGUAGACCUUGAAUACACACUGAAUCGCUUCCGAGAGCUAGUUUCCAACCUCCAGACAGACCUGGAAGAGAUGCGGGCCACGAAACAACUUUCAGAGGCGGAGACCAUCGAGAAUGAAGCACGUCAGCGCACGAUGCAGGACCUGGCCACCAAACUACAGGCCAACACAACCAAGUCUCAAGCCAAUUAUGUUGAUGUGGAAUUGAAUCGCAUGGAAGCCGAUGAAACCGCUCAGCAGCUUUCCAUGGUCAAGCUCUAUCUCCCUGAGUACUUUGAGGGUGAGAACAACUCUGUCCAAGCUUUGUUACGAUUCAAGCGAGUUGGAUUCAAGGCCAAUAUCAUGCAUACUACCCUUCAGGACAAGGGAGCCGAACACUCGACUGUGGCGCAUGAGGAGGUGUUCCAAGCUCAAGAGGUCCUUGGGUGUUUGCUGUGGAUCUCAAAUGUGUGCGAUCAGUUUGUGAACUACAUCACAGGUUGCUCACCUGAGCAAUUUGUCAACAUCAAGGUUGCCAUGUUUGAAAUGGAGCCCGUGGAGCGUACAUUGAACUUUUGGAUCGAGACUGUGAAGAAGAACGAAGUAAACCUCGCAAAAUUCGCAGUUGAGUUGCAGCGCUCCAUCGCACUGCUUGCACACUUGGCAGAGACCCUUCUUCCUGCCAGCACGGAAAAGUUUGCCGAUGAAUUAUGCCUUCGUGCCAGAUUAUCUCAGUCGUACCUCGAUCAUGCAGCCACGGCAAUCACGCGUGUGAAUGCUAUCAUCAACUCCAAAAUGGUUGCAGCAGAAGAGGGCGACGAGGAAAAAUUGGUUGUUCUGGAGAAGCUAAGCGCCUUUGACCCUCAAGCGCGUGGAUACAAAGUAUCCAUGGGCAAGAUCAGUCGGGCGCUGGAUGAUCUGCGGUCAAGAUCACUUGCACUUUCAAGCGAAUCUGAUGAGCCUUUCAAAAAGGUCGAGCAGGACACCCGAUCCCUUUUGGAAUUUGCUCGCAAGGUCGGCGAGAGCCUGGUCACUCUUACAAGUGACGAAGGUCGCAUAGAGCCAUACAGUCCGCAAGAGAUUUUAGACAGCAUGUCACAGGCAGCUGUGUCAUUCACCUCUCCUGAAAAACCAGACGAUAGCAAUGACCCCGUUUCAUUGCUCUUCACGAAAUUGCGGGAAAUUGGUGAGCAGUUUGAGGAACUUGCCUCCAUUUCGUCAGAUCUAUCUCGUACCACCGAAUUCGAGAAAGGCGCGUUCCCUUGGAUUGCACGCGCCGCGGAAUUGAAGUCCAACAAGAUGAGCUCUCCGGAUGCCGAUGAAGAAAUUCGACAACUGAAGAAUGAAAUUCACGAAGCAUCAGCCGCACUCGGUGUGAAAGACAACACACUUGAAGAGCAGGGUCUCAAGAUCGAACAUCUUGAAGCCCGAAUGAAAGAGGCGAGCAAAAAGGCUGCCAUGGUCAAGGAUCUCGAGUCCAAGAUCGAAGAGAUUCAACUUGCGACAAGUGAGUUGGAAACAACGCUCGACCAACAUAGGAAAGAUCUCACCGCUGCCGAAACUGAGCGAGACGAGGUCAUGUCUCGCCUUGAACGAAUGAAGCGGAUGUCAGGAACAACCGGCCUGGGUAACUCGGGCAAUGGCGUUGUUAUCGAUAGCGAGGCAUCGUUGGCUGCCAUGCAAGAAAAUGAAAGCCUCCGUGCCGAAGUUGCAAGCCUACAGGCCGCUGUGCGUUUCCUCCGCGAAGAGAAUCGUCGCUCGAACAUCCUCGAUCCCUACUCCGUCCAGCGAUCUACGGAAAUGCACGCCUGGCUCGAUGCACCGCUCACACGCGCCAAGCCAACCGCCGAACAAGAGAAGGUUCAACGCACUGCUCUUGAAAGCCGAGACGUGAUGACACAUCUCCUCAAAGUGACCAAAGAAUCUCACGUCACCGAUCUCAAAUCCACAAUGGUUGCCCCAGUCAGCGGUGAUGGUGACAAUGUCAACCGCACUACCUGGCGCCCAUCAAAAACCCGUCUCCGCUACCAGGUCCUUCAGCAGCGCGAGAACUUUGAGCAUUGGGCCGAGUGGCGCGAUGAAAUUGUUCACCAUGAACGCGAACAAGACCGCCUGGUCGCUGCCAAGCAGGAGCGUGCAAUGCGUGAUCGUGUUUCUAGGCAUGCCCAUAAGGGCUCCGUGGAGUUUCCCCAGGGCUUGGGCCAUGGCAUGAUGGGUCGUGCCUGGCAAAUCUUGGGUAUGCAGAAGCAUCGUAAGACCGGCUCGAUAAGCACACCUGCGCCGGAUGGCGUGGAAAUUGUGUCCACCGACUAA